GCCCGAGAGGACCUUCCGGGUCGGGUCGUGGGAGUUCUCGCUGAACCCGGGCCCGUUUAACAUGAAGGAGCACGUUCUCAUAUCCAUAUUUGCGAAUGCCGGGUCCGCCUUCGGAAGCGGAUCCGCUUAUGCGGUUGGGAUCGUGGAUAUAAUUAAGGCUUUUUAUAUGAGGAACAUCUCGUUCUUGACGGGAUGGAUUCUUGUGAUCACUACCCAGGUUUUAGGAUAUGGAUGGGCAGGAAUAAUGAGAAAGUAUGUGAUCGAUCCGGGUGAGAUGUGGUGGCCCCAAAGUUUGGUGCAAGUCUCUCUUUUCAGGGCACUCCAUGAGAAAGAAGAGAACACAAGGUCAAUGACAAAGGGGAAAUUCUUCUUGAUAGCAAUGCUAUGCGGGGCAAUAUGGUACAUUGUCCCAGGCUUUCUCUUCCCAACCAUAUCAAACAUCUCCCUGCUAUGUCUGAUAUACCCCAAGUCAGUGAUCGCCCAACAAAUCGGGUCGGGCAUGAAAGGUCUGGGCAUUUUCUCCUUCACCUUUGACUGGUCCGUCAUUGCUUCGUACCUCACCAGCCCACUCGUCACCCCCUUCUUUGCCAUCGCCAACAUCACCGUUGGCUACAUCGCCGUCAUCUACGUCAUCAUCCCCAUCGCUUACUGGGGGUUGAACCUCUACAGCGCUCAAACCUACCCUCUGUUCUCCUCCCACUUGUUCAACAACCAAGGCCAAGUCUACAACGUUUCUUCCAUUGUUAAUGAAAGGUUCGAGCUUGACAAGACGGCGUACGCUCGACAAGGACGUAUCAGCCUCAGCAUCUUCUUUGCGUUGUCGUAUGGUCUCAACUUUGCCUCCGUCAUUGCCACCCUCACCCACGUUGCUCUCUUCAAUGGAAGGGAUAUGUAUAAUAGGUUCAAGUCCUCACACAAAGGGAAAGAUGAUAUCCACACGAGGCUUAUGAAGAAAUAUAAGGACAUUCCGGCUUGGUGGUUUUACGUGACGCUUGCGCUCUCAUUGGCUCUCUCACUUUUCAUGUGUAUCUUCAUGAAGAAUGAGAUUCAGUUGCCUUGGUGGGGUCUGCUUCUUGCUGUUGCUGUUGCCUGUUUAUUCACCCUUCCCAUUAGUGUCAUUACAGCCACUACAAACCAGACACCAGGACUAAACGUGAUUACGGAAUACAUAUUGGGUCUUCUGAUGCCUGGGAAACCAAUAGCCAACGUUUGUUUCAAAACAUUUGGGUAUAUAAGCAUGAGUCAAGCAGUUUCUUUCUUGAACGAUUUCAAAUUAGGACAUUACAUGAAGAUUCCUCCCAGAUCAAUGUUCAUUGUUCAGCUUGUAGGAACAGUUGUAGCUGGCACGAUAAAUAUUGGGGUGGCCUGGGGGCUAUUGACAUCAAUCCCCAACAUAUGCCAAGACAAUUUGCUCCCCCCAAACAGCCCCUGGACCUGUCCUAACGACCGGGUAUUCUUCGACGCUUCCGUAAUAUGGGGCUUAGUAGGCCCAAAACGAAUAUUUGGGUCAUUGGGCCGUUACGGCGCUCUCAACUGGGGCUUCCUGCUCGGUGCGAUGGGCCCCCUGUUGGUAUGGCUCUUCCAGAGAGGCUUCCCAUCGAAACGCUGGAUCAGUCUCAUAAACCUGCCGGUGCUCUUAUCGGCAACAGCCGCCAUGCCGCCGGCGACUUCCUUGAACUUCAACAGCUGGAUCGUUGUCGGGACGAUCUUCAAUUUCUUCAUCUUCCGGUACAGAAGGAAGUGGUGGCAGAGGUACAACUACGUCCUGUCCGCGGCGAUGGAUGCCGGGUUGGCUUUCAUGGCGGUGAUUUUGUACUUUUGCCUGGAGAUCGAGAAUGUGAGCGUAAAUUGGUGGGGAAGCCAGGGUGAGCAUUGCGAGUUAGCCACUUGCCCUACCGCGCGUGGAAUACAAGUAGAUGGAUGCCCGAUUUUCUAAAUUGUUUAUGUUCCUAUUUAUUUACUGCAGAUAAUAUUAGAUUUUUUAGUUUUCGGUUACUUCAAAUGUUUAUGCUUCGGUGUUCUUGUUAUAAGAAAUGUUAAUUAGUGAUUCUCCUUUACUUUCUUUUGUAUAGAACUAGAAAGAUUUUUUUAAAAGGAACUAGAAGCUAAAUCGUCAUAGUUAGCUCAUACUCCAUAUUCAAUUUGGUCCAAAAAAAUGAUUUUAUUUUGGUGUUA
Molecule: messenger RNA, 2175 nt
Organism: Cuscuta europaea
Lineage: Eukaryota; Viridiplantae; Streptophyta; Magnoliopsida; Solanales; Convolvulaceae
Source: the annotation of a GenBank genome assembly